Molecule: messenger RNA, 915 nt
Organism: Drosophila takahashii
Lineage: Eukaryota; Metazoa; Arthropoda; Insecta; Diptera; Drosophilidae
Product: protein Flattop homolog
Biological process (GO): cilium organization
Cellular component (GO): ciliary basal body
Source: RefSeq, a predicted model, not a curated record
UGUUCAAUCUGUAUUUUAAUGACAAAAAAUGUGUACAUUUUGUUUUUAAUUUAAUUUACAAAUUCUGAAGCUAAAUUUUAAGGAUGGCCUUUCAUUUUAGCGCCCAGCAGUUCGAGGGCCGAUUCGAGUCGAAGCGCCUCAACAAUUGGGAGUACCCGCGCUUCUCGCCGCCCCGCCCACGAGGACUCAAGAAAAACGCCAAGGUCGUGGCCGCCAACAACGGACACCUGCUGCCUGGAGUUAAAAAGGAGGGCAACUCCUUUGGCCAAUAUCGCGGGACCUACGAACUUCCCCGGCGGAUAACGCGCUGCUUUUGCGCCCACUACGAUGCCUGCUUGAGUGGGCGGCACAAGUUCGCCGGCUAUCCGCGUGACCUCUGCAGCUGCCAGCGGGAGAACCGCCGGGCACUGGCCUGCGACCAGCGGAUGACCUUGGGCCAGGCGGGGGAUCCCCACUGGAUGCGACAGAGGUGCCAGACGAAGUGCGAGGGCCUCCAGCAGAUCAAGGAGCUGCACGAGCGGAGCGAGCGCUGCAAGCGGGCCAAGUGCCAAGUGGUGAGCGAAAAGACGGUGUUGAUGCCACCGAAGGUAUGCAAGGUGGCCUGUGUGGCCACCGAAAAGAGGCGUCGCAAACGCACAGUCACCGCUUUUGCGAGGAGUCGACCGGCGAUGCAUGCCAACGAAUCCACGGCAUCCUACGAGGGUCGCCACAAACCGUAUCCGCAACCGGAGAAACCAGCGGCAACCUCCACUCCCGGCAAACCGAAGGAUAAGCCGAAGGAUAAGGGCAAGGACAAGGGAAAGGACAAAGAGAAGGUCAAGGAAAAGGGCAAGGAGAAAGAGAAGAUAUCGAAGGGCCAUUCGUAACACUUUGGUGUCUGUUAUAUUUUGGCAAAUCGGAAGGAAAUAAAAUUCU